GAAAACUGUACAACUGAAAAAGCCGCCUUAACAUGUUUUACUAAGUCGCGUGCAAACUGUAGCGCCACAGGUUACCGUUUUUCGACAUUGUAGUUCGUCUACCUUGCUUAAAUAUAAGAUGCGAGACGCGACCAUGCCGAUGUAGUAGGUGUGCACGAGUGUGUGUUAUGUACUCGUGUCCGUUUUAAACCUCAAAAAGUUGGUCGAUUUUGCUGGAAAAGUUUGUCAGUUUACCGUGGACGAUAAUAUUUUCAUACAGUGGACAGAGAAUCGGAAGGCAUAUUAUCACGAUGAAUAAUUGCGGCAUACACCUGAUGUUUUUUCUAUCAGUUAAUCUGUUGAUUCUAUUGGGCCACGUAGCCGGUUCUAAGGUGUUGCAAAUUCGUGGGAUAUCUAACGCGAAAAGUUCGCUUUACCCAUCGGAUCGUGACUUCCAGUGCCUUGAUGGAAGCCUAAUAAUACCAUUUUCAUAUGUAAAUGAUAAUUAUUGUGAUUGCGCGGAUGGCAGCGAUGAGCCCGGUACGCCUGCCUGCACAAACGCCUCGUUCUACUGCGAAAAUUCCGGUCAUAAGCCUCGCUAUAUACCAUCCACCUGGGUAAACGACGGUGUUUGCGACUGUUGCGAUGGCAGUGACGAAUAUAGCUCGGGCAAGGAAUGCUUAAAUAAUUGUAAUGAACUUGGGAAGGAAGCCAGGUUGGAGCAACAAAAAGCAGAAGAGUUGAUAAGGGAAGGUAACAAGAUAAGGAUGGAAAUGAUUGCUAAAGGCAAACAAUUAAAGACAGAUUAUCAAGCACGCUUAGUUAAAUUACGCUCAGAAUACGAAGAAGCAGAACUUGUAAAGAAGGAGAAGGAAUUAUUAAAGACUCAAGCAGAGGAACGCGAAAGAGCUGCUUUAGAAAAGUACAAGCCAGCUGAACCAGAACAAUCUGUAGCACAAGAAGGAGAAGAGGAUGAAGAAUUGCACGAGUCAGAUGCAGAGGAUUAUUUUAAACUACUAGACUCCGAUAAUAGCGGUACUGUAACAAUUGCAGAGCUUCAAACUAGGGUGACGUUUGACAAAGACAGAAAUGGAGUUGUAACUGAAGAAGAGGCAAUGUAUUUCUUAAAUAAUCAGAAGGAAGUCAAUCUUCAAGAUUUUAUUGAUUCAGUAUGGCCAAAUGCGAAGGUCUUCUUAAUGUUAGAACAAGGGAUGUUUAAACCAGCGAGUCGGAAAGAAGAGGGAGAAGACGAAGAAGAUGAAGAAGGAGAGAUUCGUGAGCCAGUGGAUGAAACACCUGAGCAAGAAAAAGUUGAUGGCACAGAGGCAGAUGAAGCUGUAGGCAAAGAACAGGUGAAACCCGAGGAAUCUCAAGUGCAGUACGACGAAGAAACGCAAACUGUCAUAGAUGAAGCAACAGCUGCACGUGAGAAUUUCGAAAAAGCGGAAAAAUCCGUAAAUGAACUGUUAACGGAAAUCAGAGAGUUUGAAGAAAAAUUAGAUCGUGACUUCGGCGUUGAUAAUGAGUUCAUACCUCUAGACGGCGAAUGUUUCGAUUAUACGAAUUUGGAAUAUGUUUACACCUUGUGCAUGUUUUCGAGAGCGACGCAGAGAUCGAAAUCUGGCGGCAGCGACAUUAACUUGGGUCACUGGAACGAUUGGAGCGGACCGGAAGGUCAAAGGUAUUCGAAGAUGAAAUACGACUCUGGCCUCAGUUGUUGGAACGGACCUGCGCGUUCUACCAUUGUCAAUCUAAGCUGUGGUAAAGAAAAUAAACUAGUUUCAGUGACAGAACCUAGCCGGUGCGAGUACGCUAUGGAAUUUUCCACGCCAGUUGUAUGCAAUGCGAAUCUGGAAUCCGCCAAUACACAUGACGAAUUAUAAAUUUCAUAUCGCAUAAACGUGCAGGAUUUAAUACGCGAUUGUAUGACUUUGAAACGUAAGGUACAUAAAAAUGGCAAGGAUGAAUAACGGCCUAUUUUCAAGUUUGUUUCUUGAAUGUUUAACGCGUUAAAUAAAUAGUUAUUACAACUUUGCAAAUUUGCAAAUUUGCACAAAGUUUUUUACUAUUGAAGAUAAACGAAUCUGAUAAGCCAUAGUAAGAGACCCUAGUCAAAGCUCUUACGAUAAGUAAUGGUAAUUUUAUCGAGUAUCGAAUUCGUGAUCCGUUAUUCGUCCUUGAAUUAGAAACUCUUUGUCGUUGUACUUGUAUACAUAAACAAACAGAAUUCGUAGCCGAUAACACGAUCGUGAGUUAUCAACGAGCUCAGUUUGCUUAAAAGGUAGAGAGACAUUUGAAUAUUCGUGAUAAGUGAAUAAGAAAUCGUUGUUACACAGUAAUUGCCAAUAUUGUGUUACUGUUAUACAUUCCUCCUUUUGUACGAGACGAAUUUUUAUGAACUGGUCCGAAUAAAACGACCUAAGCUGUUUCACUCGUCAUUGGGUCAUCACGCAGUUGAGCGACUACCUAUUUUCGUCAAGGUCUACAAGACUCUCACCCGAAGUAAAUGAACUGGAGCAACCACUCAUGCACACAUAUACACUCUGCAAGAACAAAAAAAAAAAACAAUUUUCCCAAAUUGCUACGUGUAACGUAGAAAACUGUAUUUAAUGUAUCGAGAUAUUUUGUAAUUUUCUAAAGAUGUGUCCGUGAUCGACGCAUCGGAAUGCGGGUUCAAUAAAGAGGAAAAGAAUUUUGUUGUCGAACUGUAA
Bombus pyrosoma is the source of this 2690-nucleotide messenger RNA. RefSeq names its product glucosidase 2 subunit beta (gene GCS2beta). The coding region runs from base 291 to 1862 and encodes 523 amino acids. Lineage: Eukaryota; Metazoa; Arthropoda; Insecta; Hymenoptera; Apidae. Gene Ontology annotation, biological process: N-glycan processing. The transcript has 2 exons. Gene Ontology annotation, cellular component: glucosidase II complex. The record is from RefSeq and is a predicted model, not a curated record. Gene Ontology annotation, molecular function: protein binding; calcium ion binding.